CUCGCAUGGGGUACCGUGGGGCUAUAGGGGGACAUAGGGGAAAGGGAACGCCACACGGACUCUGGCGAGGGAACACGUGUGCAUGCAACACGCUUACAUUCUGGCUCCGCCUACGAGAUCCGCCGGGUGGUACCUCCGCGUUCGACAGUCAAAGACCGUCUACCAACUACGGACAAUCACAACAUCCAUAGCCAAGACAAAAAUUUCUACAGGGACGGGAUUCGAACCCGCACAGCGCCCUGCGAC
Molecule: messenger RNA, 246 nt
Organism: Acanthoscelides obtectus
Lineage: Eukaryota; Metazoa; Arthropoda; Insecta; Coleoptera; Chrysomelidae
Source: the annotation of a GenBank genome assembly